UACGUUGUCUAGUCUAUUCCAUGAUUUGUUUCUGGUCGGAUCAUAGCGAUUGGUGAGUGGUAGACAGAUAUUUACCAGUAGACAUUCGAUCUGAAACUUCGAUUCCGAAGCGUACUCACUGGUUUCUAUUGAAAACGUAUCGGUUACGAGGAAUUUUCAAACAACGAAUUAUUUAAAUUAUGUCGAAAGUAAAUACGUUAUAUAAUUAUUUUUCAUCACCAAAAACUACGAAUCAACCGGCUAAUAAAACGGUCCAAGAUGACAAAUCUUCGACGCCGAAAAGGACAAAAGAACAAAGACACAAAGCCAAAACCCCCGGCAAAGGAAAGGAAAACAAGAAUGGUGAAGGAAGAGAUAGAAAAAGAGUUUACAAGGACGAUCAGGAAGAGGAGAAAGAUCGGGAAGAGCCGAGACAAUUCAAGAAAAGAAGACUAAUUAUUCCAGAUGUGGAAUCUGGGGAUGAAUCUGGGGAUGAAUUUAAACCUGAUCCACAGGAGGAAACGGAGGAAUCUGAUUCUGGCUCGGAAGGACAUCCUGAAAGCGAGCCAGAGACACAGAGCGAAGAAGAAUCGCCAGUGAGGAAAAAAAAGCAGUCUAAUAUCAAGUCCAAUCGUUCGGCUACUCUCAAGAAGUAUGGGAAAGUGGACAAAGUCGAGCCAAAACCGUCUCAGCCGUCUCGUGCUCAAGGCAAUAAUGUUGUGGAUUCGUGGCCACAUUUGAAGUAUGGUUUCCUUCAGCCAAAUAAAAUGAAAGACAUUAAUAGAAAGUCUCCGGAAGAUCCAGAUUAUGACCCCAAAACAGUCUACGUUCCUUUGGACUUUCUGAACCAGCAGACACCGGCUAUGAGGCAGUGGUGGGAUUUAAAAAGCAAACACUUCGACUGUGUCCUUUUCUUUAAAGUAGGCAAAUUUUAUGAAUUGUAUCACAUGGAUGCUGUCACUGGUGUUAAAGAGCUUAAUCUCACAUUCAUGCGUGGCGAGUUUGCUCAUUCUGGAUUUCCUGAGAUUGGAUACGGUCGUUUCUCAGCGAGUCUUAUAGAGAGAGGAUACAAAGUUGCCAGGGUAGAACAAACAGAGAACCCAGAAAUGAUGACUCAACGUUGCAGCAAAAUGACUAAGCCAACGAAAUUCGACAAAGUUGUGAAAAGAGAAAUCUGCCAAAUAAGUUCAAAAGGUACAAGGGUGUAUACUCCGCAGGAUGUAGAAGCCUCGACGCCGAAUUCAAAUUAUUUAAUGUCGCUCGUUGAGAAAUGUCCACCUGGGGCAAGCACAUCUCAUUACGGGGUAUGUUUCUUGGACACCACAAUUGGAGAUUUUUAUCUUGGCCAAUUCGAAGAUGAUCGCUGCAGUUCUAGGAUCUUAACGUUGCUUGCCCAUUACCCACCGGUUCACGUGGUAUACGAGCGUGGUAAUCUGUCCCAAAAGACACUACAAAUUUUAAACAACACUUUGGCAGCGUGUAUGAAGGAACCACUUCUGCGUGAGACUCAGUUCUGGUCAGCUUUGACUGUUUUAAAGAAUCUUCACGAAGGUGAAUACUUCAAACAAGCAGACUCUAGUUUCUCGUGGCCUCGAGGAUUGCAACCGUAUCUUAAUCAAGGUGAUAGCUUAGGCUUGACUCCGGCGGAUGACAAGGAAUUAGCAGUACAUGCUUUAGGUGGAUGCGUGUACUUACUUAAGGACUACUUUCUGGAACAACAAUUGUUGGCUCAAGGGCGAUUUAAAUCGUAUAUCCCGCCUGACUAUUCGAAGGAGUCUUCAGGAGCAUCCAAGUUUGCAAAUAAUAUGGUUCUAGACGCCAUAUCGAUCAAUAAUUUGAGAAUCUUUGGAGACGGCUCUCUUAUGAAAACACUGGAUCGUUGUUGCACACCUUUCGGUAAAAGAUUAUUGCGCGAAUGGAUCUGCAGACCAUCCUGUCGCAAAAAUGUGAUAAUAGAACGGCAACAAGCCAUACAGGAACUAAUGGAUCGUUCCGAAGCAGUGCAGACUGCUCGCAGCAUCUUGGCUGGUCUUCCGGAUCUUGAAAGACUGUUGAGCAAAAUUCACGCGCUUGGAAACCCAGCAAAAAUGAACAACCAUCCCGAUGGCAGAGCAAUUAUGUUCGAGGGCCACACGUACUCCAAGAAACGAAUCCUAGACUUCACCACCACUCUCAGCAGCUUCGAGGAUGUCCUGAAAAUAGUUGCUUUAUUCGAAGACUUCAACAGCCAUUUAAUAGGUUGCUGCACCAAAGUAGAGCCGAAGGGAGAAUUUCCUUCGUUGAGAGAAACGUUGGAUUACUUCAAGACUGCGUUCGACCACGAAGCGGCAAAAAAGGAAGGCUGCAUCGUGCCAAAGGAAGGAGUGGAUGUUGAGUACGAUUCCGUUCUGAUGGAACUUGCACAAGUAAAGAAAGACGUAGAACGCUACCUUGAGAAACAGAAGCGACACUUUGGCGUGAAAGUCACGUUUCAUGGGACCGAUAAGAAGCGUUAUCAGAUCGAGAUCCCGGAUUCUCAGGUGAAGAAAGUUGGCUCCGGAUUCGAGCUGAUGUCUCAGAGGAAAGGAUACAAACGCUACUACACUGCUGAGGCCAAGGAACUCUUGAGCCGACAAAUAAACGCCGAGGAGCACAGAGACAAGGUACUGAAGGAUUUGAACAGGAGGAUAUUUGCUCGAUUCAGUGAUAAGUAUGAUAUGUGGAACACGGCUGUUUAUAAGCUGUCUGUCUUGGAUGUUCUUAUUUCUCUGACAGAGUACGCUCUCAGUGGUGAUAUGUGUGUACCGGAAAUUGGAGACGGUUCGAAUGGACAAAUUUAUAUCGAUAUGAAAGAAGGAAGACACCCGUGCAUACCAUCGGAUAAUUUCAUUCCGAAUGACACUGUACUGGCCGCUGACAACUCAACUUCUUUUAUGCUACUCACAGGACCGAACAUGGGUGGUAAAUCCACACUGAUGCGACAAGUAGCUCUCCUCACGAUCAUGGCCCAAAUAGGAUGCUAUGUUCCUGCUAGUUCCUGUCGCUUAACGAUAGUUGAUCGUAUUUUCACAAGGUUGGGAGCGAAUGACGAUAUCCUAGCUGGGCAGAGUACCUUCCUGGUAGAACUGAGCGAAACUGCAAUUAUUUUGCAACAUGCUACACCGCACUCAUUGGUUCUGCUGGACGAACUGGGACGUGGCACAUCGACGUACGACGGCACGGCAAUUGCUGCUGCGGUGGUGGACGCAUUAACAAAGAUGAAAUGUCGAACAUUGUUCUCCACACACUAUCAUUCCCUGGUGGAAGAUUACAAAAACAAUAAGGACGUCACUUUGGCUCAUAUGGCUUGCAUGGUGGAGAAUGAGGAAGAGGACGAGGUGUCCCAAGAAACUGUAACAUUUCUUUACAAGCUUAGCGAAGGUGCUUGCCCUAAAUCGUACGGUUUCAACGCGGCCCGAUUAGCCGGUGUUCCUGCUGUAAUUACAAGCCGAGCACACGAGAUCUCGAAGAGGAUGGAAUUGGAAAUAAAUCAGAAACGUGCGUUCCUUUCUCUGUGCAAAGCAGAUGGCCCAGCGAUUAGGGCCUUGAUUGCUGCUUUGUAGAGAUGCGUCUGAAUAAAUUGUGCCGAGAGAUCUGCAGUGAUUUCAUGCGGGUGUACGCAUGUUUUGAGUAAUUUAUAGGAAGGUUAUGAAUCUUUAUGAAAAGUCUCAAGUUCCCUUGCAUCUUGUAAACGUUUCACACAAGUAUUGCAUUUUCUGAAUUUCUUUCCAUGCAUUUAUAUAGGUCGCAGCAGGGCUCUCUACAUUGCGUUGUUUGAUACGAAUAUAUACACACGCUUGUUUUGAUAAUAAAAUUCGUUCGAAAGA
Megalopta genalis is the source of this 3824-nucleotide messenger RNA. It is a transcript of the gene Msh6, whose product is annotated as DNA mismatch repair protein Msh6. NCBI's taxonomy places the organism in Eukaryota, Metazoa, Arthropoda, Insecta, Hymenoptera, Halictidae. Gene Ontology annotation, biological process: mismatch repair. Gene Ontology annotation, molecular function: ATP binding; mismatched DNA binding; ATP-dependent DNA damage sensor activity. Gene Ontology annotation, cellular component: MutSalpha complex; nucleus. The record is from RefSeq and is a predicted model, not a curated record.